CCUGAUAGCUUCACCUACCCGGAAACGGAGCACCGCAACUUAAAAAUGCCGGGAAUACGUUUUUGUCGGGGCUGAUCUUGACGUUGUAUUUUAACACUGAAUUUUCCCCAAAAUUGAAAACAUAUUUCUUAAACUUUGAACCGAAGCAGUCAUGGAUGAAUAUGACGAAAUGUUUGAGAUUGAGGACGACUUUGAGGAGCAGUUCGCCGACGAACUGGAUGCGUUGGCUCAGUUGGAAAAGGAAUCCCCCAAGCCUGCAAAGCGUCAGAGACGAAGUUCAAAUGAUGACGCCUCUCACAUCAAUAACCAGAAGUUGACUGGUCAGCAAAUCACUCCAAAUGCCAAGUGUCACAAGCAGGACACCAGUGUGGUGAAGCGGCUUUUUAACUCCGCGCGGUGCGAUGGCAUCUCACCGCCGUCCUCUCCAGAACACUAUGAACAAUCUCGCACAGCCGCGUCUUCCUCGGAUGCUGCUCUGGAUAUCAGUGGAUUUGAAACAAUCCCAGUGUCUCCCAGGCAACCCGUUGCCUUGGCAACGCAGUCAUAUGUGCACAGAAGACCACCACUCGAAGGCGAGUACAUCACCGUCACCGACUCGUCGGGGACACGCGUCUAUCUCCGCCAGAAGGACACCGAAGCAGAGAAAGUGGCAGACUGCAGACUGGUACCAGACUCUCAGGGUUCUUUGGGGCUGCUCGCUGUGCCAAUUAGUGUGCUGAAAGAACAAGCGGCAGACCGACGCCACCAGCAGGCUGUGGAGGAGACACAGCGCCUCACAGAGCUACUAGCCAGCAGUGCGAACGAUGUUUUGGUUGAGGAGGAAGAGAAUAAAGAGGUUGAUCCGGAAGACUCUGAAGGUCGAAGCUUCCGACUCUGGGUUGAUCGAUUUUCUCCCCGGCACUACACCGAGCUGCUUAGUGAUGAUUUUACCAACCGUUGUCUGCUGAAGUGGCUGAAGCUGUGGGACACCGUGGUUUACGGAAAAGAGAGAGUGACUCGCCCGGCGAGGUCCGACAGACAAGCCCCCGCGCAAACCGCUUUCAAAACCGAUCAAGCCAAUCCGAAUCGAUUUAAGACCAAGAUGGAGAUGACCGAGGAGAUUCUGGAAGCUGAAUUGGACCAGUACAAACGGCCCAAAUUUAAGGUGGCAUUGUUGUCCGGUCCGCCUGGUUUGGGGAAGACCACCUUGGCUCAUGUUAUUGCAAAGCACGCCGGCUACAAUGUUGUGGAAAUCAACGCCAGUGACGAUCGCAGCGCAGAGGUGUUCCAGAAACGCAUCGACUCGGCCACGCAGAUGAAAUCCGUUUUAGGAGCGGGCGAGAGGCCAAACUGCCUCAUCAUCGACGAAAUUGACGGCGCCCCGGCAGCUGCCAUCAACGUUCUGCUAGCAACCCUGAAUAGGAAAGACGGACACAGCAGUGAUGCCGGCGCCGAUUCUACAAAGAGGAAAAAAAAGAAAGAGUCCAUUCUGCUGCGGCCUAUUAUCUGCAUCUGUAACGACCUUUACGUUCCAGCUCUCAGAUUGCUGAGGCAGCAGGCCUUUCUCCUGUCGUUCCCCCAGACUCAAACCUCCCGUCUAGCUCAGAGACUGGCGGAGAUCUCACUCCGACAAGGGAUGAAGGUGGACACGGGCACGCUGAUGUUACUGUGUGAGAAAACAGACAACGACAUCAGGUCUUGCAUUAACACACUUCAGUUCCUGUUCGGCCGUGGCCACAAGCAGCUCAACAGCAGGAUCAUCCAGAGUGUGUCUGUGGGCCAGAAGGACCAAAAUAAAGGAUUGUUCUAUCUGUGGCAGGAGAUCUUCCAGUUGCCACGCGCUAAACGAAAACGUAUCGGCGAGCGCUUCGAGGAUGUCCCCGGUUCAGGAGGCGGCAGUCAGAGGUUCCAGCACAUUCUUGACUUGGCCACAUCUAGUGGAGAGUAUGAAAAAGUUUCUCAGGGUUUGUACGACAACUUCCUAUCCAUGAGAGUCCGCGAUCCCAACCUGCAGAACGUGUGCGACGCUCUGGACUGGAUGGUCUUUUCCGACCGGCUCAAUCGAGUCAUCCUGCACGGGCAGAACUUCACUCUCAUGAAGUACCUUCCCUUCCUGUCCGUCGCUUAUCACUUCCUGUUUGCGCACCCUCACGUGCCGCGCCUCAGCUACCCACAUAGCCACCAGGAGGCAAGCACUCUUCUCCAGAGUAGCAGGAACGCUCUGUCCACCAUGUUGUCCGACGUUCCGGCUCGCAUCAAGACCAGGAUCAGCCACCUUAACCUCACCCUGGACAUUCUCACGCUGCUACUUGAUAUCAUCUGUCCCAAGCUUCGCCCCGUGAACCCGCAGCUGUUCAGUUGCAGAGAAAAGGAGCAGAUGAGCGAGCUGAUCGACACCAUGUUGGCGUACAACCUCUCGUACCGGCAGGACCGCACGCCCGAGGGGCAGUACACGUACAUCCUGGAGCCGCGUGUGGAAGACGUGGUGAGGUUCUCGGGCCUGCCUCCACGUCGCCAGUUGACCUAUCAGGCCAAGCAAACCAUCAGCAGGGAGAUGGAGCAGGAGAAGAUGAGGAGGGCUGAGCAGCUGAUGUUACAGCGGAACCCCACAGUGAAAGAGUUAGAGAAAGCAAGCGCUGCUCCCAAAUCAAGCAGGAACCAUCAUCAGAGGCUGGAAAACAUUGUCAAGCAGACCUCAGUGGAGCCCAGGCAAGCGGUGGACUUUUUCGGUCGCCCUGUUGCACCCAAACAGACGACCACUUCAGACACAGGCCAGAAGUGUAUCGUGCUCGCCAUGGGGAAGGCGGUGGGCAACAGCGACGUGUGGUUCCGCUUCAACGAGGGAAUGUCCAACGCCGUGCGUCGGAACGUAUACAUCCGGGAACUUCUGUAGCACCCUCCUGUCAACCACCACCCAAAAAAAAGGUGUUCCACCUGUUUUGUUAAAUUCUAAACAGUCUUUAUUUUUGAUUGACAGUGUAAAGAGACAAUAAAAACAAACAUCUAAAAGCUACUCGGUGCUGUGCAUGCACGCACGCACACAUUCACCACACACACGGCAGUUCUUACACAAGAGCAUUCAAAAAAUCCAAAUAAAUAAAUAGUCAUAGUGUGA
Syngnathus acus (greater pipefish) is the source of this 3094-nucleotide messenger RNA. It is a transcript of the gene chtf18, whose product is annotated as CTF18, chromosome transmission fidelity factor 18 homolog (S. cerevisiae). The coding region runs from base 152 to 2872 and encodes 906 amino acids. The transcript is spliced from 22 exons. NCBI's taxonomy places the organism in Eukaryota, Metazoa, Chordata, Actinopteri, Syngnathiformes, Syngnathidae. Gene Ontology annotation, molecular function: ATP binding; ATP hydrolysis activity. The record is from RefSeq and is a predicted model, not a curated record.